AUGAGUCUCUCGACCUCGCUUCCAACCGAACUAGUCCUACGAGUCUACGAGGAAUGUCAGACCUUCACAGACGUCGUGAACUUGAGUUCAUGUUGUGUAAGGUUAAGACAGAUCUGGAACGAAAACCGGGAUGUGGUAGCCUUCCCGGUAGCUUUGAAGGUUGUACCUGCCUUUGAUGAUGCCCUAAUUACGAUUCGCGCAACUGCUGCUGCGAAAUCCAACAUAUUCAACUAUGUCUUGAACAAGGAAACGCCUAAAGAGCCUGCUCUCAUCCCAUCUAGGUUCUCUUGCCAUCUCUCCAAACCUAAAUUCGCAGAAAUAAUGUCUACUUUAUCCCUUUUCACACUCAUUGAAUGCGCUUUACACCUCGCCCACCAUGGGGAUCCAAAUCAUCUGAGACGUCUGGGCCGGAACAUUGAAAACCGAACAUGGAGGCACGGUGUUCCUUAUAAGAUUAUACCAAGCGACCAGGAAUCAUCGUACGCCUUUAGGUAUCGUGUGUUCUCGAGCAUGUACCGAGUGUUCCUUGCGGGAGCAGUGCUUUCCUGGGUACAUAUAUAUCCAAUUAUUAAGGAAGACUCUCCGCUGAGAGAACGUUUCCUACCCUACCCUAUGCGGGCGCCUCAUUUCAACAUAUCCAACAAUGCUACGCCAGAAACGCCGCAUCUAUUACCAAAUCUCGAGCUAAAUGAACCUGAAAUUGCGUAUAUGCGGAGUUUUCUCCCUUUCCAGAUAUUCAAUCUCGCGAGGUCGCAGAUUCCGGUUCCAAUCACAUGUGACGGUUUCCUACCAUUGGCAGAGUAUCUUAUAGAAAAAGGCAAGGAGGAUAUUGAACUUCAUGAGCUCGGGCCACAGAGUCUUGAAAAUGAGCUUGUUGAGCUUGAAAUAACGGCCGAGGAUCAUAAACAUGGGACUGCCAUUCAGCAAUUUCUGAUGCUCCAGAGCGCAUACGAGAUUCUUCGUCGAUUAGUUGCGGAUGAGUUCUCUUAUGAUUCGCAUAUGGAUAGGGUGAAAUACUACCCUGAACCUUCUAGCUCAAAUUCUGGACACCAGGAUAAGUCAGGUAAACCCAUCGGGAAGAAAGAGCUCCAGCUCGAGCUGUUUAUGUUCGGAUGCUAUCAGCCAGAAAUAUUUACUUUCCCCUCAUCACUACAGUUUAUGGAGCCGACAACAUCAAUAUAUGCUAAGCUGGGAGCAUAUGGGCAGCCAUAUUCCGAUAGCUACUCAUGGGACACAAUUCCCAUCACAAAACUUAUCAACAACUCCCACCCCGUACCACAAAAUAUGAACCACAACUAUAUUAGGUUAAGUUUGGAUUCCUUGUUCACUUGUGUCUGCUUACAAAAGCUUCUUGGCGUUCUAGUCACCCUUUCCGACUGGGCUAAUCAAAUGUCUGUUAUGCGGGCGUUGUACAUGAUUGAAGGAAGAGCUUUUGGGGUGACAAGGGGGUUUGUGCCGAAACAGGAGUUGUUAAAAUAUCCGUUAGAGCUGGGAUCUCGAGAUAUUCUGGAGCGACAGAAGGCUAAAUAUUUCGAAAAAAAUUCUUAG
Molecule: messenger RNA, 1548 nt
Organism: Orbilia oligospora ATCC 24927
Lineage: Eukaryota; Fungi; Ascomycota; Orbiliomycetes; Orbiliales; Orbiliaceae
Exons: 2
Coding region: 1-1548 (515 amino acids)
Source: RefSeq, a predicted model, not a curated record